CGCCAAAUGAGCGCCCAACAAGAACGACAUUGCCAGUUCCCAAACGGCCAAACCUCUUCGUUUUCCAGGUCGCAGCGAGAUGAAAAACUUGUACUCUCUGGCAUAAAAAACCUCACUCUCCCUACCUCGAUUUUGAAUUUCAAAUUUCUCCAAAGAGGAAAAAAAAUCGAAACAAUGUCAACAACCAAAGCCAGAACCAAAAAGCGAGGAUCCGAGUCCUCGCUAGUCAAAUCGGAUCCAAAAACCCGACUUGUCGAUGAUUUCGAUCCCGAUCUUUCCAGCGAUCUCAAAGGGAUUAUGUCGGCACUGCAACAGAUCAAAGAGAAAGCACAGAAGGACGGUCAAAAGAAGAACGAAGAGACGAUUUCUAGUGUGGCUGCUGAGAUAAGGUCUAAGCUCGAUGAACUGAAGUCCAAAUUUGAGAAGGAAAGACAAACUUUUGCUAAGGCACUUUCAAAGAGCUCAAAAGAGUGUGAAAACUGCUUGAAGAAUGAGACUGCUAAGUUCCAAGAGGUUUAUGAGAAAUUCUGCAAAGAAAAAGCUGCCCAUCUGCAGGCCUUGAAAGAUACUAUUUCCAGAUUUGAGGAAGACAAAGAAAGGCUGUUUGUGCGAUAUGAACAAUUGAGGAAAAAAGAGAAGAACUUGAUAUCUGAGCAAGAGAAAUUCUGUGCUGAUAAAAUUGCUCAGUUGGAGGAGUCCUUGAAGAAAAAGAAACAGGAUGACAGAACUUUCAGCAUUUUGAGGAAAACUCUAGGUUCUUUUCUGGACAAUGGGUCGGAUGAAGACUUCCCUCCUGAAGAUUGAAAGGUUUGUUUCAAAAUGCAAAUACAGAAAACAUCUUACUCAGAUAACCUUUUCAUCCUUUGGAAUGUGUAGCUUCUGAUUUACAGCAUUUAAAACUUCCCAUGCAUUUCUACUUAAGAACAUAAACACAAAAACCAAAGUUAAUUACUUGUAGGCCAUCGAGAGUCAUCUUCCCUUUAAGGCUCUGAAACUGUUGUAAAAAAUGAUUUCUUUUGAGUUUCAAUGCAUCCCUUACCAAAUUAGAAA
Molecule: messenger RNA, 1050 nt
Organism: Theobroma umbraticum
Lineage: Eukaryota; Viridiplantae; Streptophyta; Magnoliopsida; Malvales; Malvaceae
Product: DNA ligase-like protein
Source: RefSeq, a predicted model, not a curated record